Molecule: messenger RNA, 402 nt
Organism: Knipowitschia caucasica
Lineage: Eukaryota; Metazoa; Chordata; Actinopteri; Gobiiformes; Gobiidae
Source: the annotation of a GenBank genome assembly
AUGGAUGGGCCUCUUGGGGGGUUGUGCGGGAGUGUAUCGGGCCCUAAUUAUAUGAAGAGGCGUACUGUGUGUGCCAGCCCGCGCUCCCCUGACCCCUCCGCCUCUAAUGAGAUGUGCAGAUCUGACUUCUCCUUUCUUCCCCAGCGCGGUGUCUUCACAGGGCUGGAUCCCCCCGCGGUGAAGCAGUGGAGCUCCGGCCAGCUGGCGUCCACGCAGACCUCAGGACACGGGGCGGCCAUCUUGGACGGUCGGGAUUGGGGCCAAGGCCGCGAGGAAGCCAGGGACUCUCGCUUCUGCUCAGUGCUCAGAACUGGAAGAGUGUACGCUCAGCCAGCCAGACGUGGCCCUCGAUAUGCUCACUGCUCCUCUCCAACUUUCACUUUUCUUUUGUUCUGUUGGUGA